This is a messenger RNA of Nanorana parkeri, 1085 nucleotides long. RefSeq names its product SEC22 homolog C, vesicle trafficking protein (gene SEC22C). The record is from RefSeq and is a predicted model, not a curated record. Lineage: Eukaryota; Metazoa; Chordata; Amphibia; Anura; Dicroglossidae. The coding region runs from base 185 to 1069 and encodes 294 amino acids. The transcript has 7 exons. Gene Ontology annotation, biological process: endoplasmic reticulum to Golgi vesicle-mediated transport.
CCCACUUAAGCUUUAUAUCUAGAAGAAAAAAGCUGAUUAACCCACCCCCUUCUAUGUCCUGACCCAACUGUGCGAGACGAGCUGAAGUCAGGUGAAGAUCCCUUCUUUCGGGAAGACUCGGGACCCUUAUCUGGCCUGGGUGCCUCAGAUGCUGACUUCAUGUUUGGGACGGAGGUGAAUUCCCAUGAUCCUCUACGCCUGCCUUGUGAGGCUUCAAGAUGGCCUCCCGCUCUCUGCCUCCACCGAUUUCCACCCGAACAUGCAGAUUCUGGAGUGCAAGAGGUGGGUGAAGAGGCUUUCUGUCACCCUGUCCCAGCGCCCGUCCAGAGGCACCACCAACGUCUGCAACUUCCACAUACAUUUUCUCUCAUCAGGUGACAUCUCCUCCUUGGUGGUUUGCUCCAGCACUUACCCCCCCGCCACUGCAUUCAGCUUCCUGGAAGAGCUAGUCUGGGAGUUCUCCGCAUCCUACAACAGCACAGCCAUCGCCCUGGCCUCCAGGCCCUACGCCUUCCUUGAGUUUGAUAGCGUCAUACAACGUGUGAAACACAAUUUUAACUCUGCUGGCAGCUCCCCCCGAGACCCCCUGGAUCCCACCUCCCCUCCUGUCUAUGUAAAAUUAGAAGAUAUAGGGGAGAGCAACGGCUUCGCCAAUGGGCACGUGACUGCACAAGUGCACGCAGGUGUGAAUUGCCGAAUGUCCCCCGUGAGCCCUCUGGGUAUCCUGUCCCUGACCCUGAGCAUCAUGUGCGCUGCAUUGAGUCUGAUCCGUGGAGUUCACCUGGCUGAGCACUCCUUCCAGGACGGGUAUGAAAAUUCCGGAAGAGUUGUGGCUUUCCUUACAGCCUUCUCUGCAACCAUAUCGCAGUGUUACCUGUAUCUCUUCUACUCUCCGGCCCGGACUGGGAAAGCCUUGGGAUUGGUCCUCGUGAUCGGCCUGUGUAACACGUAUUUAUAUGGACUGCGCAACGCCUGGCAAAUCCUCUUCCACGUUUUCGUGGCGUUCCUUUCUGCACAUCAAAUCGUACACCGGAAACCUCUGGACAGGCACGGCGGGGGCGGAGCUUAGGAGAAGCCACUGCUGU